AUGGCUACCAAAGGAAGAAUGAGAAACCUUCUUCUUCUCUCUUUGUCAUGCUACUGUUUCUUCAUCAGCCCUGUGUACUCACAAACGCACACAAUCUUCUGGGGUCAACAGAUGGGAGAUAGGGAGGAGCUGAUUUCAGAAAACAAGGUCUUUGUAUUGAAAUUCUUUAGUACUGGGACUACAGGCAGCCGUUAUUUAGGCAUAUUUUACAACACAGGACGACCUGACGAGAAGGCCGUGUGGGUGGCGAACCGAAACAGCCCUAUCCUUGAUGCAUCCGGGAGCCUGACAAUCGACGUUGAUGGCCGGUUGACAAUUUCAUGCAGUGGAGGCAUUAAUGCUGUUUUAUCUAAUUCUCUUCCAGCAAAUGCAAGUGCUACACUGCAGGAUUCGGGCAAUUUUGUACUGAGCGAACUCAAUUCAAAUGCGGGUUUUGUGGCAAAGCUUUGA
Molecule: messenger RNA, 450 nt
Organism: Ilex paraguariensis (yerba mate)
Lineage: Eukaryota; Viridiplantae; Streptophyta; Magnoliopsida; Aquifoliales; Aquifoliaceae
Source: the annotation of a GenBank genome assembly